Molecule: messenger RNA, 873 nt
Organism: Aspergillus affinis
Lineage: Eukaryota; Fungi; Ascomycota; Eurotiomycetes; Eurotiales; Aspergillaceae
Product: alpha/beta hydrolase family esterase
Exons: 1
Coding region: 1-873 (290 amino acids)
Molecular function (GO): feruloyl esterase activity
Source: RefSeq, a predicted model, not a curated record
AUGUUGGCUCGAACGCGUCUGCUGGCUACGUUUGUAGCCCUGUCCCUCUUUACCAUCCCCGUGUACGGUUCAUCCUUAUCCCGCGGAUGUGGGCGAGCCCCAAGCCUAACCACCGGCUAUCACAAGAUGUCCGUGAACGGCGAAGUGCGAGAAUUCCACACCACGCUCCCCGAAAACUACGACACCAACACUCCCUACCGACUUAUCUUCUGCUUCCAUUUUCUGGGAUCCAACAUGACAGAGAUAGUUACAGGAGCAUGGGUCGAGACUGGAACAUACGCCUAUUACGGACUACAGCGGCUCGCCAACAACAGUGCUAUAUUCGUGGCACCGCAGGGCACGGUGCCUGGCUGGCCCAACAUCCAAGGAAAAGACAUCGCUUUCACCGCUGCCUUGACCGAGGCCUUGGAGGCGGAUCUGUGCGUGAACCCGAAUCUAGUGUUCGCCACGGGAUGGAGCUAUGGUGCCGGCAUGACCUUUUCAGUUGGGUGUUCAUUGGCCGACAAGUUCCGGGCAGGUGUUGCGAUAGGAGGGGCGGAAGUCAGUGGGUGUGAUGGAGGCAAGGAUUCGUUUGCGUAUAUGGGCGUGCACGGGGUGCAAGACGGGGUCUUGGUGAUUGAAAAAGGCAGGAAGAUGAGAGAUAGAUGGGUGGCUGUUAAUGGAUGUCAGGUCCCUUCGGCUGUCCCGGAGCCACCACCUGGAAGUCUCACCCAUAUCCUGACAGAGUAUUCUGGCUGCUCGGAUCAUCCUGUAUGGUGGCUUGCGUUUGAUGGUAACCAUACGGCGGCUCCCUAUGAUGGUGGCAUUGGAGAUAGUGCGACGAAGUCAUACGUUCCUCCGGAGACAUGGAGGUUCUUCACCCAGUUUGGUUGA